AUGAAAGCUUUAUGCAAGCCGCUUCGGUGCUUGUCUUUUUUGGGAGGGCGAAAACCGCCAGAUCAGUACAGCGCUGCUGAAGGGCAACACCUGUCUAAAGCGGCUGACGAUGAUGAGGAUGAGGAUGAUUUCUUUGGAGAUUCCUGGGGCGAGGGAGGCGCAAGCGGUUCCAGCGCAUCUCAGACAAAGGAGGCUGAGGCGCAGCGGAGUGGGGUGGAGCGCAAUCCGACCCGGGAGACGACGACCAAACGGCCAGCUCCAGGUGUUGCCUCGCAAGCGCCCAAGCUGGCUGCCAAGAAGCAGGAAGCGGACUUCUUCAACGAGUUGGGUAUGGAACCAGAGUACAGGGCACCAAGGGUUCUGGAGAAGGAGCACCCGAAGGGCUCAUCCGUGAGUUCUUUGUUGGACGAGCCUGCAGAGGUCUCAUCUGCUGCUUGGGGUGAUGAUUUGGAUCUCCCUCUAAGAUGA
Molecule: messenger RNA, 468 nt
Organism: Symbiodinium pilosum
Lineage: Eukaryota; Dinophyceae; Suessiales; Symbiodiniaceae
Source: the annotation of a GenBank genome assembly